AUGAAAUACGGAUAUAUGAACCACAACUACAUGGUGCUAGCGGCGCAGGCGCUGCAACGCGACCUGAGCGAGGGAAAUGCAACCAUCGAGAGCUGUUUGGCAGCUGGGAUGUUGCUAGUUCACCACGGAGUCAUUAAUGAGAGCGAAACCGACAUGUGCUGGUCAUGGCACGUACAGAUGCUAGGGGGGUUUCAGGGAGCUGGAAAUGGCUUCGAUCCGACGUCAGAACCAGCUCUAUUCAUGACAUACCAAUUAACGCUGGCGUUGACUGCUCAAACAACCUCACAGAUUCAAAGUCGCCACUUCGGUUCCUCGGACUGGUUGUUACAAUGUCCGCCACGCGAGUCGCAGCGAGUCUGCGGUCUUCUGGGAAUGUCGCGGCGCAUGCUCAGCAUGAUCUCCCGUAUCACAACGCUCGCCACCCUACCGAUGCCAGAGGAGGAGCGAAUCACGGCGGCAGAGGCUCUCGAUGAUGAGAUCGUCAUGAUGAACCAGUGGUGCUUUCAGACACCAGGGGAGUCACUUGAGGUGGCUCUGCAAACGGCACAGGCGUAUCAAUUGGCUGCGCGCUUGUACCUUCUUUGUCGUGUUCUUGGUGCCACACCAUUGCAUUCUCAAGUCAUCAGUAUCCAAACCAAGCUUUUCGACAUAAUCAUGCGCCUUCCAAUCGAAGGACCGUUAUAUACAGCAGCAUACCCCCUCUGGUGUUGUUUCAUCGCUGCGUUGACCUCCGGAUAUCGAGAUAAGACGGAAAAGCUAUACGAAAGGUUGAACAAUAUUCGAAAACGUAAUAAAGGGGUAUGUUUGUCCAUCGCUCCAUCGUAUCUCCUGCUUCAAUACUAA
Molecule: messenger RNA, 843 nt
Organism: Aspergillus melleus
Lineage: Eukaryota; Fungi; Ascomycota; Eurotiomycetes; Eurotiales; Aspergillaceae
Exons: 2
Coding region: 1-843 (280 amino acids)
Biological process (GO): positive regulation of transcription by RNA polymerase II
Cellular component (GO): nucleus
Molecular function (GO): DNA-binding transcription factor activity; transcription cis-regulatory region binding
Source: RefSeq, a predicted model, not a curated record